This is a messenger RNA of Phragmites australis (common reed), 1143 nucleotides long. Its product is annotated as extensin-3-like. The transcript has a single exon. The record is from RefSeq and is a predicted model, not a curated record. NCBI's taxonomy places the organism in Eukaryota, Viridiplantae, Streptophyta, Magnoliopsida, Poales, Poaceae. Bases 1 to 1143 code for a protein of 380 amino acids.
AUGGGCGCCACAGACAUGAAGGGCAUUAUUGCCCUUCUCGUUGCUCUUGCGGCUGCGCUCUCCUCGUACUGCAGCGCCUCAUCGCCUCAACAUGCCUUCCCGCCAGUUGAAGCACCGGUUCAGUCGCACUACGCGGCGGCACCACUGACAGCUCACCAUAGAGCUGAGCAUGGGAAGCAUCACCACCAUGAGAUGCCGCCAGUCGAGCCACCAAGUUCAGCAGAUCAUAAGCACCACGGUCACCAUGGAGCUGAGCAUGGAAAGCAUCACCACCACGAGAUGCCGUCAGUCGAGCCACCAAGUUCAGCAGAUCAUAAGCACCACGGUCACCAUGGAGCUGAGCAUGGGAAGCAUCACCACCACGAGAUGCCGUCAGUCGAGCCACCAAGUUCAGCAGAUCAUAAGCACCACGAUCACCAUGGAGCUGAGCAUGGGAAGCAUCACCACCACGAGAUGCCGCCAGUCGAGCCACCAAGUUCAGCAGAUCAUAAGCACCACGGUCACCAUGGAGCUAAGCAUGGGAAGCAUCACCACCACGAGAUGCCGUCAGUCGAGCCACCAAGUUCAGCAGAUCAUAAGCACCACGGUCACCAUGGAGCUGAGCAUGUUUCAGCAAAUCAUAAGCACCACGGUCACCAUGGAGCUGAGCAUGGGAAGCAUCACCACCACGAGAUGCCGCCAGUCGAGCCACCAAAUUCAGCAGAUCAUAAGCACCACGGUCACCAUGACCAUCACCACCGUCACCACCAGCACCAUAAAGUUCCACCAAGCCCUUCCCCAGCUCACCAUCCUCCACCACCACCUCCUCAUUUGCCACCCCCUGCUCACCACUCGCCGCCACCCCCAGCUCACCACUUGCCGCCCCCACCUCCAUCCCGCUAUCCACCGCAUGUUCCGCCACCUCCAACACACAAGUAUCCGCCGCCACCGCCACCCUCUCAUGGCAAGGCACCACCACCUCCACGGGGCCACAGAAAAUUUCCACCACCACCUCAAUCGAUGUAUUCGGCUAUAGCGCCCUCGCUGGCUGAUUACAGUGCCAUCUCACCAUCUGAGCAAGGUCCCAAGCUCCCAUAUCACGUCAUCCCUGACAAGGCGCCUCCACCACGUCAAAAUGGAACAUCGCCACCGUGGUAUUUUUGA